Stomoxys calcitrans (stable fly) is the source of this 910-nucleotide messenger RNA. RefSeq lists its product as uncharacterized. Gene Ontology annotation, cellular component: Golgi apparatus; ciliary membrane. Gene Ontology annotation, biological process: negative regulation of smoothened signaling pathway. The record is from RefSeq and is a predicted model, not a curated record. The transcript has 2 exons. The coding region runs from base 76 to 579 and encodes 167 amino acids. Lineage: Eukaryota; Metazoa; Arthropoda; Insecta; Diptera; Muscidae.
UUCUUGGCAUCCCUGUUGUUUUGUUUAUUAAACUACGAAUCUCAACAAAUUAACACUGAAUUAAAACCAAAAAAUAUGGAUAAAUUAACAACAAUUAGUGCAACAUUAUUUAUGGCAGCAGAUGUCUUUGCCAUAGUAAGUUUGGCUAUGCCCGAUUGGAUUGUGACGGAAGAGGCUGGUGACAUACGUCUUGGCCUAAUGUGGACUUGCAUGACCCUCUAUAAUCGUCCUCAGGUCUGCUAUACACCAGAAUUACAACCCGAAUGGCUCAUAGCUCUUGUAUGCAUAUUCAUUGGCUGCAUAUGCAUUACCACCACAGUGAUAUUAUUGGCCUCCAGUACUUGGGAUCGCAAUGUCAUACCAUAUGCCCGCUGGGUUGGAUUCACCGCUAUGGUAUUAUUUUGUAUGGCAGCUGUUGUAUUUCCUCUAGGUUUUCACAUUGAAGAGAUUGGAGGUCAAGCUUAUCAAUUACCAAAUACAUAUAAGAUUGGUAUAUCUUACAUACUGUUUGUGUUGGCUCUAUGGAUUACUGUGGUGUCAGAGCUGUUCGCGGGCAAAGUAUGUUUGCCUCACUUUUAAAUUGGGGGCAAAGACAUAAGAAAUGAUCAAAAAUUGUAGAAAAAUGUUUCAAAAUUAGACUAAAAUUUUGUCAAUGGCUAUCAUAUACGAGUAUAUAGGAAUCUUUUUCUACUAUAUUCCAUUUUUUACAGAAAUCUCUUUUAGGCAUUUGGUUUUUCUAGUCUAAGCUUCAUGGUUAGAUGAUAAACUUUAAAUUUCCAAUUAGAAUUAACUCGAAUAUAUUAUGAAGUAUGUUUACACAAAUGAAUUUGCAUUUGUCUAUAGUUUGUUGUACAUUUAUAUAUUUAAAUAAUUAUAUUUUAUUCAGUUUCGAGAAUGUGCUCAACAUUUA